AGAGGGCAGGCAGCCUGUAGCCGAGACUCGUCCGCUGCCGUCGCGCACCGUACGGAGCUCCCUGGAGGUGGGCGAAAGAGUGCGAGAGCGCGGGGGAGGAGCCGAGUGGGGCGCGUCCCGAGAGCGCCGCCACCGCCCCCCGGAGUCUGCUGGAGCGCGGAGCCCCCUGCAGGGGAGGCGGCGAGCGGCUGGCGGGACGCGGCGGCGGGCGCGGACCAUGCAGUCCCCGCCCGGCCAGCGCUGGCUGCUCGCUGUGCUGUGAGGUGGCGGGGUCCCCUCCGGCUGCCGCAUCCCUCCGCCUUCCAGUUCAAGUGCUGCCCGGCGCCCUUGCCCUUCGUCCCGGCCCCGGGACGCCGGUGGAAGGCACGGCCUGCCCCUGCCUUGCUCUGCCCGAAUCAUGCAGGGGGCCCCGAAGGAAGAGAAGCCGACUGACCGGCCCGCGCCGCCCGUGGUCGAGGGGCGCCCGGCUCUCUGAAAGGUCCUCCACCUGCUGCCAUGUGUCGCCGCCACAGGUACCUAGCUUGUCCUUAAACUUUCCCAGCUCUGGGCCGAUUCGGAGUCGCGGGACGGAGGAGCCCGGCUGGCUGCAGACAUCUGCCGCCUAGCAGGAUCCUCAGAGAGUUCUGUCCUUGGAGUCGGAGCCCUAAUAGUCCCUCCAGCUCUAUCUGGCGUGGAGCUGAGCGCUGCCGGCGGAGGCAGCGCCUUCCAGAAACAGUUGAUCUUUGGACGGAUUUCUUUAAGGAAAAGAAACCAACAGGUUGCCAGCCCGGGCGUCACAGUCAAGACUCCAGAGAGGGAAGCCCCGGCCGCAGAUUCGUCGGUCAACGCAGACCCUCUCGGGCAGCGGGUGGCAAAGGGAAGAAGGGGGCGAUGGCUAGACCCGACCCGUCCGCGCCGCCCUCUCUUCUGCUGCUGUUGCUGGCACAGCUGGUGGGCCGGGCAGCGGCCGCCUCCAAGGCCCCAGUGUGCCAGGAAAUCACGGUGCCCAUGUGCCGCGGCAUCGGCUACAACCUGACGCACAUGCCCAACCAGUUCAACCAUGACACUCAGGACGAAGCAGGCCUGGAGGUGCACCAAUUCUGGCCGCUGGUGGAGAUCCACUGUUCCCCGGACCUGCGCUUCUUCCUGUGCUCCAUGUACACGCCCAUCUGCUUGCCUGACUACCACAAGCCGCUACCACCGUGCCGCUCCGUGUGCGAGCGCGCCAAGGCCGGCUGCUCGCCACUCAUGCGCCAGUACGGCUUCGCCUGGCCCGAGCGCAUGAGUUGCGACCGCCUCCCAGUGCUGGGCGGCGACGCUGAGGUUCUGUGCAUGGAUUAUAACCGAAGUGAAGCCACCACCGCGUCCCCUAAGUCCUUCCCGGCCAAACCCACACUCCCAGGACCACCAGGGGCGCCAUCUUCCGGGGGCGAAUGUCCCUCGGGAGGCCCGUCUGUGUGCACGUGCCGCGAGCCCUUCGUGCCCAUCCUGAAGGAGUCACACCCACUCUACAACAAGGUGCGCACCGGCCAAGUGCCCAACUGCGCAGUGCCCUGCUACCAGCCGUCCUUCAGCCCGGAUGAGCGCACGUUCGCCACCUUCUGGAUUGGCCUGUGGUCUGUGCUGUGCUUCAUCUCCACGUCCACCACUGUAGCGACCUUCCUCAUUGACAUGGAACGAUUCCGCUACCCUGAGCGCCCCAUCAUCUUCCUGUCUGCGUGCUACCUGUGUGUGUCACUGGGAUUCUUGGUGCGCCUGGUUGUAGGCCAUGCCAGCGUCGCCUGCAGCCGAGAGCACAGCCACAUUCACUAUGAGACUACCGGCCCUGCGCUGUGCACAGUCGUCUUCCUCUUAGUCUACUUCUUUGGCAUGGCCAGCUCCAUCUGGUGGGUCAUCCUGUCGCUCACCUGGUUCUUGGCGGCUGGCAUGAAGUGGGGCAAUGAAGCCAUCGCAGGCUAUGCACAGUACUUCCACCUUGCUGCCUGGCUCAUCCCCAGCGUCAAGUCCAUUACGGCGCUGGCACUGAGCUCCGUGGACGGAGACCCAGUGGCUGGCAUCUGUUAUGUGGGCAACCAAAACCUGAACUCGCUACGAGGCUUUGUCUUGGGCCCACUGGUGCUGUACCUGUUGGUGGGCACGCUCUUCCUUCUGGCAGGCUUCGUGUCACUCUUCCGCAUCCGGAGCGUCAUCAAGCAGGGUGGCACUAAGACGGACAAGCUAGAGAAGCUCAUGAUCCGCAUUGGCAUCUUCACUCUGCUCUACACGGUGCCAGCCAGCAUCGUGGUGGCCUGCUACCUGUAUGAACAGCACUAUCGGGAGAGCUGGGAGGCAGCCCUCACCUGCGCGUGUCCGGGGUCGGACGCUGGCCAGCCACGCGCCAAACCCGAGUACUGGGUGCUCAUGCUCAAGUACUUCAUGUGCCUGGUGGUGGGCAUCACGUCGGGAGUCUGGAUCUGGUCCGGAAAGACCCUGGAGUCUUGGCGGCGCUUCACCAGCCGCUGCUGCUGCAGCUCUCGACGGGGCCAUAAAAGCGGUGGCGCUAUGGUCGCAGGAGACUAUGCGGAGGCCAGCGCCGCACUCACUGGCAGGACCGGGCCGCCGGGCCCCGCGGCCGCAUACCACAAGCAAGUGUCCCUGUCGCACGUAUAGGAAGGCCUGGAGGCCGAGGCCCAGGGACAGUGCUGGACGUUGAAGGGGGCGGUUGUGUAGCUUGGUAGCUUUGUGAAGGUCACUUCCGUUUACCUUCUUGGUGCUGAUGCCCCCUCCCUGAGCGGCUUGGAGAGGAAAAGGGGGCGGUUUCAAAAGAUUACCUGUCCCCAGUAUUCUACCAGGGGGCGUGGCUUGCAGUGCUGUGGGGUUAAGUGUAUUCUAGUUUGCAUUUCUUACUGCUUUCUUUAGAAGUACCUUGUUUUUAAUUUAUAUGUAUAUUUUAAGUUUUAAAUUUGUUGCAUUUUGGCAACAAAAUUUACCUUUGCUUUGGGGGCUUCAUAAUCCUCAAACUGGCGUUGUAAUGAGGUUACUGUUGGUUCAGGUUUUUUUGGACUGUGUGGUCUAAACUAGGAAAAUAUAUUUCCUACACGUCUCUUUUUUGUUUUUGUUUUUUUGCUUUUGUUUUAUUAAUGUGAACAGUGAAGGGCUGCUGUGACUGGGAAGGUGUAGGGAGAGCCUUCUUUUUUAGGUGGUUUCUUCUUAGAGUGCUUAAAAUGUCCAGGACACUCAGAGGCCAGAGGCCAUCUGCUCCUUCUGUGUCUAGCCUCCUCAAGUCCUCUCCGGGAGUAGAAUAUGAUGUGGUUAGGACCAUCCCCCAGAUGACACGGUUAGGGAGCCAGGAAUUUCGUGUGCCUCCUUACCCUUGCUCAGCAAGCCGUGGGCAGCUCGCUGCGGUCAUUCUCAUCCCUCUUAGAGCCAGCUGGCCCGCUUGUCUUGAAUAAGUUAGAGGUGGCCUUAUAGACCGGACAUAAACAUUUGCCAUAGAGCCCAAGGGCUGGGAUUGGUUGACUGAACUGGUGGGAAGGUAAGCUUUCUGACAGAAGGAGGGGGUGGUUCUUAAUAAGCAGUGCCCCCCCACCCCCAGAAUUAAAAAAACGUGUGCUACAAAUUUCAGUAAAUGUAGACCCACUCCCUUUUUCUGGAAGUAGUUUGGAAUCCCUGCUAAAGGGGGGCUCUCUUUUAGAUUAAAGGACAAAAAACGGAUAUGCUUCCAGUAAUUAAAGUAAAUUCCCAUUGCCUUGUAUCUGCUGCUCUCAGCCCACCUCCUUUAUCAUGUUAAACAGUCUUUCUUGCUUUUCUUAUUCCUCCUGGUGGAGAGCAGCGAUUAGAAACCACACCCACCCACCAAUGAAGAGACUGGGGGAGGGAGGCUAGUUACCUGGGAACAAACAUUGGCUCCGGGAAAACCGGUCUCCCUGAACUCGAAAGUUUAAAGCCAGAUAUUCCCCCAAGCAGCUACCAAUCCUUAGUAGUCUGAAAACAAACAAGACCCCAAACUUAAGCUUUGUAGGGCAGUGUAAAGCUGCGGGAGGAGAGACGAUUUCUCCUCCUCCUUUUGACAGAGCCUGUGUAGUGAUGGACAGCCCCCUCACACAGUUUCUGUGCCAUUAGAAGAGUCUGUUUGCUUUCCUAAUCUGUUUAACUAUUCAUUCACUAAGAGCGUGGGGCCAUUACUGGGAAAGAAAUGGCAGGGCGUCAGCCAGCAAGUACCAAGGCAGAGUGGGGACUGAAUUUAAGGAACUAAAAUGGCCAAACAACUGAAACUUCCCAAAGCUUCCCUAGAAAAACAGCUGGAGUCUAGGCAUCCCGAUUUUCAUUUGCAGCGGUUGGGGGGGGGGGGUAGGGAGAGUUAAGGCCAAGCCAGCUCUGCGUUCCUUGUACUGAGUGGAGAAAAGAGUUCCCAUUGGGAAUUUAAGCACCCAGGGUAUGUAAAAUACCCUGCCCUUGCUCACUUGAGUCAGAAUUAAAAUUUCAGUGGCUUCCAAAAGACCUUCUCCACCUAGGUGCAGAACUCUGAGGGUCUUUUUCUACUUAUUCUGAAGCCCCUUCCGGGAAGCUCAACACACUCCCUGCUCAGCACCACUUCUGUUUUCCAAAUGAGGUCCUUUUCUUAUCACCUUGACCUCUUGCCUUGUUUAGCACAGUCUUCCCAGAAUCUGCUGCACCCCGCACCCCCACCCCACCCCAGUCAGCUGUGCACAGUUUGGGUUGUUCCCUCCUCACAAAGAAAAUUGAGUUGUUGAAUUGUGGCAAAAUCAAGAAAAGACGUAGAGAGUAAAAGUUGUGGGGUGAAGUGGAUGAAAGCGAUUUCAUUCAUUUUUUAGAAUGGUUAUUUUUUUUCCCCCACCUAAGCAAUGUGCCAGAGCUCUAAAAAAAAAAAAAAUGAGCUAAUCAGUUAAUUCCCUUUGGAAAUACAGCAGUUGAAAUGGCUAUGACGCCAGAGUAGGGACUGUGUGGGGACUGCCUUUGGAAGGAGCGUCAGAAGCCUCUUGUUUUCUGUUCUCUGUGCCCCCCUUUCCUCUCCCAUGCCCUUAGAGAGACAAAGCACACCUGCUUCCUCGAGGCCAACUGGAGUUUCUGGCCAGCCCUAGGGGAGGGAAGAGGGAAGCAGCCUUCAGAUGGCUACCCCACCACACGUUUCCUCCACUUUGCAUGUCUGUACCGAUAACAAGACGGUGAAAUGGGAAGCUGUGGAGUAGCCCGGCAACCUCUGUACUGCCAACUUUGUGAGAGGACAGGGGAUGGGGGGGUGGAGGGGGAGGGUGGGUUUGGGCCCAGCCCAUGUGCCUUUGGCCGACCCACUCACCUCUUUAAGCGUUGGGAUGGAUGCCUCCCAGAUUAGAGGGUGAGGGUUUAGAUAAUCUAAAGAAACAAGACCUCAAUGACUCCAAUGGCCAGAUAUUAGGAAGGUUUGAUUAUAUUUUGUUUUUUAAUUUAACUUUAUAUUAUUUCCCUCACAUUUUGAAGUUGUCUAAGUUGGAUGAAAAAUCAUUUUUCUUGGUGCCUUAUUGGUUUAUUCUCGAAAUCCCUUUGUCGUAGUUUCCUGUGAUCAUUGCCAGUGACCAGGGCCUGUGUGUGUGUGUGUGUGUGUGUGUGCGCGCGCGCGCGUGUGCGCGCGCACUUGUGCGCAUGUACAAGCUUAAAUAAUGUGCCGAUGGCACUGGUUCUAAGUUGGUAUUCAUUAGGCUGUUCCCUCCUGGGCCAGGGCAGCACUAAUCUUGACACCGGCUGCCCGGAGAAAACAUCAUGGAUCAUACACUGAACCUUAAUAACAGCACCCGUGACCUGCACCGGCGCGUGCAGAACGGGAACCCCAGAGCUAGGAAGCACAGUUGUAUAUUUUAAUGAACUGCUACCCCUGCUAAGGAAGCUGCUUUCACUUUUGUGCUCCACAGAAAGACCGAGGGGGGUAGGAGGGACAAAGCUUUGAAUAAGUGCUUUCUAACACUGGCAAACAGGACCGAGCACAUCACAAAUCAAGGCAGGUGUGAGGUAUAGCGGCUAAGAAUUGCCUGCUGCCUCUCUGUGUCCUUUCUUGUCUCCAAAGUCCAAUCAAGGGAUCCUGGGAAAGAAGCAGCCUGGCUUGGGGAGGAAGGCUCAAAGAGAAAACCUAAAGAGACUUUAAAGAAGGGCGAAGGGCAGGGAGGGUGUGGGCAGGGAGGGUGCAACUAACCUGUUUCAGACUCUCAGAGCCGUCUGGAAGCCUGGUGACAAUUGCAGCAUUUAUUUCAUCCAGGAUCUUGUCUGUCUGUGGUAUAUCAUUUUUUAAAGAGAAUAUUAAUUCAUGUUGUUACAAACUAUGUAUAGUGUGUAUGUUUUGUGGGUGUGUAUAUACUAAUAUAUAUAAUAUAUAUAUGAAAGAGAGAUUUAGUGACUUUUGAUACGGGUUGGUGCAGGUGAAUUUAUUACUGAGCCACUUGAGGCACAUAUCGAGUCUGUAGUGGAGUCCAGGGCAGUCAUGGUUUGCAUUCUUCUGUAGUGCCCGUCCUAUGCAGUAAGGAUCAUCACUGGCGUGCCACAUCCAGCACUCACAACUCAGAACCAGCAAUAUUUUACUUGUAGACAAUCAGCUUGAAUCUAUAGAUCAUGCCUGGCCAAUGAUUAUAACUCUGAAUCCAUAACACUCGCAAAAGGAAACCCAGAGCAUCUUGAAGAGAUGAUUGGUUUCGUUUGGUUUUGUGCCUGGCAGUCAGUACAACAGCAAUCGUACAUGGUUAUGUUUAGUCUAAGAUCCUUAACUUGUUGACAUUAUUAUUAUUUUGGAAAUUUUUUGUAUUAUAUUUGUGGGAAGGUAAAAUAAUGGUUUAAGAUUUUUAUCAAAUAUGGAGAUUAGUUAUUUAUGAAAAACAAAGAAAUGUCUAUUUUUGUUUCUUUGUUCAGAAUUAAUGUAGAUAACUUUUUUAAAUGGCAUUAAAGCAAUGGUGAAGAAAAU
Rattus norvegicus (Norway rat) is the source of this 6901-nucleotide messenger RNA. It is a transcript of the gene Fzd5, whose product is annotated as frizzled class receptor 5. The record is from RefSeq and is marked validated. Gene Ontology annotation, molecular function: Wnt receptor activity; transmembrane signaling receptor activity; Wnt-protein binding. Gene Ontology annotation, cellular component: Golgi membrane; membrane; plasma membrane. Gene Ontology annotation, biological process: cell surface receptor signaling pathway; system development; animal gross anatomical part developmental process. Lineage: Eukaryota; Metazoa; Chordata; Mammalia; Rodentia; Muridae.